This is a messenger RNA of Vitis riparia (riverbank grape), 989 nucleotides long. RefSeq lists its product as uncharacterized. The coding region runs from base 9 to 812 and encodes 267 amino acids. Lineage: Eukaryota; Viridiplantae; Streptophyta; Magnoliopsida; Vitales; Vitaceae. The record is from RefSeq and is a predicted model, not a curated record. The transcript has 2 exons.
CCGGCGAGAUGGAUGAGUUCUCUCUCCCUAGGGUUGUUCAGCACCAUAACAAGAUUGGUGAUGGCCCUUCCUGGAGUUCUAAAAGGCCGGCUACUGCUAUUCCGGUAGCCAUACCUGUAAAGAAAGCUAAUCCUUCUCAAACCCCCUGCAAGGCUAACAACAUUGACCUUUCGCCUGAUGAUCCAGGUAUUAAUUCGCCUGGUAAUUUUGACACAUUGGAAACGGAGCCUCCAGUUCAGGAAACCCCAGCUCCUCAAUCCCAUGUGCGGACAGCUCCCUCAGAUACUCAAUCCCCAGUUCGAAUGUCAUCUGUUCCUAACGCAUCUCAACUCCUGUUGACUAUUUUUGGCACUUCGGCAUCUGAUGUUAGUUCGAAUUUGCUUGGCCAGGGUUUUUCUUCAAUGUGCAAAGCGCUAGAUUUCAUUUUCAAGGAAUUGUCCCAGCGAUUGCAUGCCCGUAAUUCUGAAUACAGCGUACUUUUGGAUGAGUUCAAGCUGACGAAGCAACUGCUGAGAGAAGAGAGGCAUCAAAAACUGGAUGCCCAGGCCAGGGCUGACAAGUUGGCUCUUGAGGUGGCGUCUGCUCGAAGAGCCAGGGAGAAAGCCUUAUCGGAUCUUGAAAUGGUGGAGUCUGAACUUGCAGCAGAGAGAGCCCAUGCAGCAGAAGCGAAUACCCAGUUUGCAAAAGAGAAACGCAAAGCCAUGUUUGAACUCCGUGAUCGCCUUACAGUAGAGUUGGAGAAGCAAGUAAAGGAGGCCCAAGAAUUAGGGUUUCGGGAUGGUUAUGCAGCUUGCAAAGCUGCUCGGAAAUAGCAUUUCCAGAACAAAUUCAGAGGUAGCAAAAAAAAUUGUAUGCCAGAAGUUUCCUUUGCUUCUGGUACAAGAGGUUGUCUACUCAUGAACAAAUCCGCCCUCUUUUUGAGUAAGUAACUUCCAGACUUGCACCAAUGUCUCUUCGCUGUUGUCUUGCUUUCCUUUUUGUAAAUUGCU